AUCAUUAAUGCAGGCAACAUUUCUCUCUAGAGCCAUCAAUGUGAUUCCACUGCCUGAAAAAUGUAAUAAUGAUGGAUUUUCUUAUCAUUUUUCUUUUACUUUUUAUUGGAGCUUCAGAGACACAGGUUGAUGUUUCCAAAGCUGUUCCUGGAACUAGGUACGAUGUAACCAUCUCUACUAUUUCUGCUACAACAUACAGCUCACCUGUUAGUAGAACAGUGACAACCAAUGUAACAAAACCGGGACCUCCAGUCUUCCUGGCAGGAGAAAGAGUUGGAUCUGCUGGAAUUCUUCUAUCUUGGAAUACACCACCUAAUCCAAAUGGAAGGAUUAUGUCUUAUAUUGUGAAAUAUAAGGAAGUUUGUCCAUGGAUGCAAACAGAAUACACACAAGUUAAAACAAAGCCAGACAGUCUGGAAGUUCUUCUUACUAAUCUUAAUCCUGGAACAACAUAUGAAAUCAAGGUUGCUGCUGAAAACAGUGCUGGUAUUGGAGUGUUUAGUGACCCAUUUCUUUUCCAAACUGCAGAAAGUGCUCCAGGAAAAGUGGUGAAUCUCACAGUUGAGGCUUUUAACUAUUCUGCAGUAAACCUGAUUUGGUAUUUGCCUCGGCAACCAAAUGGCAAAAUUACCAGCUUCAAGAUUAGUGUGAAACAUGCCAGAAGUGGGAUAGUAGUGAAAGAUGUCUCCAUCAGAGUGGAAGACAUUUUAACUGGGAAAUUGCCAGAAUGUAAUGAGAAUAAUGAAUCUUUUUUGUGGAGUACAACCAGCCCUUCUCCAACCCUUGCUAGAGUUACGCCCCCAUCACGUACCACAUACUCAUCAAGCACAUUGGCUAGGAGUAAAAUAAGCUCUGUGUGGAAAGAGCCUAUCAGUUUUGUAGUGACACAUUUGAGACCUUACACAACGUAUCUUUUUGAAGUUUCUGCUGUUACAACUGAAGCAGGUUAUAUUGAUAGUACAAUCGUCAGAACACCAGAAUCAGUGCCUGAAGGACCGCCACAAAACUGUGUAACAGGCAACAUUACAGGGAAGUCCUUUUCAAUUUCAUGGGACCCACCUAGUGUAGUAACAGGGAAAUUUAGUUACAGAGUUGAACUAUAUGGACCAUCAGGUCGAAUUUUGGAUAAUAGCACGAAAGACCUUAAAUUUGCGUUCACUAACCUAACACCAUUUACGGUAUAUGAUGUAUAUGUUGCCGCUGAGACCAGUGCAGGAAUUGGACCCAAAACAAAUAUUUCAGUAUUCACUCCUCCAGAAGUUCCAGGUGCAGUAUUUGAUUUACAACUUGCAGAAGUAGAAGCCACACAAAUAAGAAUUACUUGGAAGAAACCACGACAACCAAAUGGAAUCAUUAACCAAUACCGAGUCAAAGUUCUGGUUUCAGAGACAGGAGUAAUUCUGGAAAAUACUUUGCUCACAGGAAAAGAUGAGUAUAUAGAUGACCCUAUGACUCCAGAAACUGUGAACAUAGUAGAGUCAAUGGCAGAAUUAUUUGAGGGUUCAGCAGAGAUAUCUUCAGACCUGUACUCUCUUGCUUCCACUAUAUAUAACAGCCAUGCACAUAAUAACUUUCCUGUGAGGAACAGAGUUGAAGACCAGCAUUCAGCAAUUGGAACUACAGAGAAUCUGUAUAUCACUAACAUUGCAGCUGAACAGCUGUCUUAUGUUAUCAGGAGGCUUGUACCUUUCACUGAGCACAUGAUUAGUGUAUCUGCUUUCACCAUCAUGGGAGAAGGACCACCAACGGUUCUCAAUGUGAGGACACAGGAGCAAGUGCCAAGCUCCAUUCAAAUUAUAAACUACAAAAAUAUUAGUUCUUCAUCUAUUUUGUUAUAUUGGGAUCCUCCAGAAUAUCCCAAUGGAAAGAUAACUCAUUAUACCAUUUAUGCAAUGGAACUGGAUACAAAUAGAGCAUUCCAGAUGACCACGACAGCCAACAGCUUUCUCAUAACAGGGUUAAAGAAAUACACAAAAUACAAAAUGAGAGUGGCUGCCUCAACCCAUGUUGGAGAAAGUUCUUUGUCUGAAGAAAAUGACAUCUUUGUGAGAACUCCAGAAGAUGAGCCAGAAUCAUCACCUCAAGAUGUUGAAGUUAUUGAUGUUACUGCAAGUGAAAUAAAUUUGAAGUGGUCACCACCUGAGAAACCCAAUGGGAUUAUUGUUGCUUAUGAAGUGCUGUAUAAAAAUAUAGAUGCCUUAUUUAUGAAGAACACCUCAACCACAAACAUAAUCUUAAGGGACUUAAAACCUUACACCCUCUACAACAUUUCUGUCAGGUCAUAUACCAGAUUUGGUCAUGGCAAUCAGUUAUCUUCUUUACUCUCUGUAAGGACAUCUGAGACCGUGCCUGACAGUGCACCAGAAAAUAUUACUUACAAAAAUAUAUCUUCUGGAGAGAUUGAGCUGUCAUUCUUUCCCCCAAGUAGUCCUAAUGGAAUCAUACAAAAAUAUACAAUUUAUCUCAGGAGAAAUAAUGGAAAUGAGGAAAGAACUAUAAAUACAACUUCUUUGACCCAGAGCAUUAAAGGACUGAAGAAAUAUACCCAGUACAAGAUUGAGGUGUCUGCUAGUACACUUAGGGGUGAAGGAGUGCGGAGUGAGCCCAUAAGUGUACUGACUGAAGAAGAUGCUCCUGAUUCUCCCCCCCAAGACUUCUCUGUAAAACAGUUGUCUGGUAUCACGGUGAAGUUGUCAUGGCAACCACCCCUGGAGCCAAAUGGAAUUAUCCUCUAUUACACAGUUUAUGUCUGGGAUAGAUCAUCAUUUAAAGCUAUUAAUGUAACUGAAACAUCAUUAGAGUUCUCAGAUUUGGACUAUGAUAUUGAAUAUAGUGCUUAUGUAACAGCUAGCACCAGGUUUGGUGAUGGGAAAAUGAGAAGCAGUAUCAUUAACUUUCGAACACCUGAGGGAGCACCAAGUGAUCCUCCCAAAGAUGUUCAUUAUGUAAAUCUCAGUUCUUCAUCAAUAAUGCUCUUUUGGAUGCCUCCUUCAAAACCUAAUGGGAUUAUACAAUAUUAUUCAGUUUAUUACAGAAAUACUACAGGUACUUUUGUGCAGAAUUUUACACUCCAUGAGGUCACCAAUGACUUUGACAAUAUGACCGUAUCUGCAAUAAUAGAUAAACUGGCAAUAUUCAGCUACUAUACAUUUUGGGUCACAGCAAGUACUUCAGUUGGAAAUGGGAAUAAAAGCAGUGACAUAGUUCAAGUAUACACAGAUCAAGACAUACCUGAAGGGUUUGUUGGAAACCUAACUUACGAGUCCAUUUCGUCAACUGCAAUAAAUGUAAGCUGGAGCCCGCCAACUCAACCAAAUGGUCUAGUCUUCUACUAUGUUUCUCUGAGCUUACAGCAGACUCCUCGCCACGUGAGACCACUUCUCGUUACCUAUGAAAGAAGCAUGUAUUUUGAUAAUCUGGAAAAAUAUACUGAUUAUAUAUUAAAAAUCACCCCAUCAACAGAAAAGGGAUUCUCUGAUACCUAUACUGCCCAGCUACACAUCAAAACUGAAGAAGAUGUCCCAGAAACUUCACCAAUAAUCAACACUUUUAAAAACCUUUCCUCUACCUCAGUUCUCUUAUCAUGGGAUCCCCCAUUAAAGCCAAAUGGUGCAAUAAUAAGUUAUGAUUUAACUUUACAAGGACCAAAUGAAAAUUAUUCUUUUAUUACUUCUGAUAACUAUCUAAUAUUGGAAGAGCUUUCACCAUUUACAUUAUAUAGUUUUUUUGCUGCUGCAAGAACUAUGAAAGGACUUGGUCCUUCCAGUACUCUUUUCUUUUACACAGACGAGUCAGUGCCUUUAGCACCUCCUCAAAAUUUGACUUUAAUCAACUAUACUUCAGACUUUGUAUGGCUGAAAUGGAACCCAAGUCCUGUUCCAGGCGGUAUUGUUAAAAUAUAUAGUUUAAAAAUUCAUGAACAUGAAACUGAUACUAUAUUUUAUAAGGCAGAUGAAGUACUGGGAUGCUCUUACUUAGUUACAGCAAGAAGCAUGAAAAAACUCUGCAGUAAACAUUGUCCCCAAUAUUAUAUGCAUUACAAUUUAUUGUUGAUGAAUAUUUCAGGUGUUCAAACUGAAACGCAACUUUUGGGACUGGAACCAGUCAGCACUUAUUCUGUCAGUGUAUCUGCAUUUACGAAAGUUGGAAAUGGUAAUCAGUUUAGUAAUGUAGUAAAAUUCACAACUCAAGAAUCAGUUCCAGAAGCUGUACAGAACAUACAGUGUGUGGCAACUAGCUGGCAGUCAGCUUUACUGACAUGGGAUCCACCCAGAAAGGCAAAUGGAAUAAUUACACAUUAUAUGGUAACAGUUGAAAGGAAUUCUACAGAAGUCUCUCCCCAAGAGCACAUGUAUACUUUCGUGAAACUUCUUGCCAAUACCUCUUACAUCUUUAAAAUAAGAGCGUCAACCUCAGCUGGUGAAGGUGAUGAAAAAACAUGCACCGUCAGCACCCUUCCUGAAGCAGUUCCUAGUGUUCCCACAAAUAUUGCUUUUUCUAAUGUUCAGUCAACUAGUGCAACAUUAACAUGGGUGAGACCUGACACUAUUCUUGGCUACUUUCAAAAUUACAAGAUCACCACUCAGCUGCGGGCUCAGAAAUGCAUAGAAUGGGAUUCUGAAGAAUGUGUUGAGUAUCAAAAAACUCAAUACCUUUAUGAAGCUGACUUAACUGAAGAGACAGUGUAUGGAUUAAAGAAAUUUAGGUGGUACCGAUUCCAAGUGGCUGCCAGCACCAAUGCCGGCUAUGGCAAUGCUUCCAAUUGGAUAUCUACACAAACCCUUCCUGGUUCUCCAGAUGGUCCUCCUGAAAGUGUGCAUGUAAUAGCAACAUCCCCUUUUAGCAUCAACAUCAGCUGGAGUGAACCUGCUACCAUCACUGGACCAACAUUCUAUCUGGUUGAUGUCAAAUCGGUAGACAGUGAUGAAUUUAAUAUUUCCUUCAUCAAGUCAAAUGAGGAAAAUAAGACCAUAGAAAUUAAAGACUUGAAAAUAUUCACAAGGUAUUCUGUGGUGAUCACAGCAUUCACUGGAAACAUAAGUGCUGCAUAUGCAGAAGGAAAGUCAAGCGCUGAAGUGAUUGUUACGACUUUAGAAUCAGUCCCCAAGGAUCCACCUAACAACAUGACAUUUCAGAAGAUACCAGACGAGGUUACAAAAUUCCAGUUAACGUUUCUUCCUCCUUCUCAACCCAAUGGAAAUAUCCAAGUAUACCAAGCUUUAGUUUACCGAGAAGAUGAUCCUACCACUGUCCAGAUUCACAACCUCAGUAUUAUCCAGCAAACUGACACAUCCGUCAUUGCAAUGUUGGAAGGACUAAAAGGUGGACAUACGUAUAAUAUCAGUGUUUAUGCAAUCAAUAGUGCUGGCGCAGGGCCAAAGGUUCAGAUGAGAAUAACCAUGGACAUUAAAGCUCCAGCACGACCAAAAACCAAACCAACCCCUAUUUAUGAUGCCACAGGAAAACUUCUUGUGACUUCAACAACAAUUACAAUCAGAAUGCCAAUAUGUUACUACAAUGAUGAUCAUGGACCAAUCAAAAAUGUACAAGUGCUUGUAACAGAAGCAGGAGCUCAGCAUGAUGGAAAUGUAACAAAGUGGUAUGAUGCAUAUUUUAAUAAACCAAGGCCAUAUUUUACAAAUGAAGGCUUUCCUAAUCCUCCAUGUACGGAAGGAAAGACAAAGUUCAGUGGCAAUGAAGAAAUCUACAUCAUUGGUGCUGAUAAUGCGUGCAUGAUUCCUGGCAAUGAAGACAGAGUUUGCAAUGGACCUCUGAAACCAAAAAAACAAUACUUAUUUAAAUUUAGAGCCACAAAUAUUAUGGGACAAUUUACUGAUUCUGAUUAUUCUGAUCCUGUUAAGACUUUAGGUGAAGGACUUUCUGAAAGAACUGUAGAAAUUAUACUUUCCGUCACUUUGUGUAUCCUUUCAAUCAUUCUUCUUGGGACAGCUAUUUUUGCAUUUGCAAGAAUUCGACAGAAGCAGAAAGAAGGUGGCACAUACUCUCCUCAAGAUGCAGAAAUUAUUGACACCAAAUUCAAGCUGGAUCAGCUCAUCACUGUGGCAGACCUGGAACUGAAGGACGAGAGAUUAACGCGGUUACUUAGUUAUAGAAAAUCCAUCAAGCCGGUAAGCAAGAAGACCUUCCUGCAACAUGUUGAAGAGCUUUGCACAAACAACAACCUAAAGUUUCAAGAAGAAUUUUCGGAACUACCAAAAUUUCUUCAGGAUCUUUCUUCAACUGAUGCUGAUCUGCCUUGGAACCGAGCAAAAAACCGCUUUCCAAACAUAAAACCAUAUAAUAAUAACAGAGUGAAGCUGAUAGCUGACGCUAGUAUUCCAGGAUCAGAUUAUAUUAAUGCCAGCUAUGUUUCUGGCUACUUAUGUCCAAAUGAAUUUAUUGCCACUCAAGGUCCAUUACCAGGAACAGUUGGGGAUUUUUGGAGAAUGGUAUGGGAAACCAGAGCAAAAACAUUAGUAAUGCUAACUCAGUGUUUUGAAAAAGGAAGGAUCAGAUGCCAUCAGUAUUGGCCAGAGGACAACAAACCAGUUACCGUCUUUGGAGAUAUAGUGAUUACAAAGCUAAUGGAGGAUGUACAAAUAGACUGGACCAUCAGGGAUCUGAAAAUUGAAAGGCAUGGAGAUUGCAUGACUGUUCGACAGUGUAACUUUACUGCUUGGCCUGAGCACGGGGUCCCUGAAAACAGUGCCCCUCUAGUUCACUUUGUAAAAUUGGUUCGAGCAAGCAGAGCGCAUGACACCACACCCAUGAUUGUUCACUGCAGUGCUGGAGUUGGAAGAACUGGAGUUUUUAUUGCUCUGGACCACUUGACACAACAUAUAAAUGACCACGAUUUUGUGGAUAUAUAUGGAUUAGUAGCUGAACUGAGAAGUGAAAGAAUGUGCAUGGUACAGAACCUGGCACAGUAUAUCUUUUUAUACCAGUGCAUUCUGGAUCUUUUAUCAAGUAAAGGAAGUAACCAGCCCAUCUGUUUUGUUAACUAUUCAGCACUUCAGAAGAUGGACUCUUUGGAUGCCAUGGAAGGUGAUGUUGAGCUCGAAUGGGAAGAGACCACCAUGUAAAUAUCCAGACCAAAGAUUACAACUGGAAGACAUUUUCAAAUCCCAGGGGCCAAAAUCUCCCCCUCACUCUUCUGAAUUGAAAUGUACAACCUUAAAGAAAUCUCUGUGUUUCUGUUACUGUGCCUUAUGGAUUGACAUUUUAGGAAUAAUUCUAGGAAAUAGGUAAUUCAGGGUAGUCAUUUUUUUGUACAGAAUAAAUAUACAUUUAAAAUGUUUAAAAGAAGAGAUCCCAGAGAUUUUUUUAAGUCUUCCGUAUCUUUGGAAUGAGCCAAAUAGAAAAUUAUCAUUAUAUUAGCAUGAAUGUUUCCACGUAAAUUUUCCCCACAUAUUAGAUUGAAUCUUGAACAGAAGUUGUAAAUGUUGAUUCGGUCGUGUUAUUUUGGCUUCCAAGGUGUUAACGUUCCUUGUGGAUAACUUCCAGGACUGUCAUAACGAUCUGUACACUUCCAUGUACACCCCUGUGUUUUGAUUCCUCUGUUUUAUGAGUGCUGAGAUAUCAUCUCAUGAUCUCCAACAGCUGAACAGUAACCCCUUGACACUGCCGGGAUUACUUAGCCUUUAUACAACACACAGUAGCUCUUUGGGGACACUUAGGGCUAUUUAGUUGCAUUGUGAUCUUUAGCUGGAAAAACAAAAAGAAAAAUGAAACAGUGUGAUUGCUGAUACGAAGCUACAGAGUACAUUUGUACCUUUUUCAGGACAAGCUGUACCACUGUGCUGUAGCAUUAAAUACAGGGUUAUCAAAGUAUUUGUCUAUUAGAUGUUUAUUCAACC
Messenger RNA from Mustela lutreola (European mink), 7856 nucleotides. RefSeq names its product protein tyrosine phosphatase receptor type Q (gene PTPRQ). NCBI's taxonomy places the organism in Eukaryota, Metazoa, Chordata, Mammalia, Carnivora, Mustelidae. The record is from RefSeq and is a predicted model, not a curated record. Gene Ontology annotation, biological process: protein dephosphorylation. The transcript has 46 exons. Gene Ontology annotation, molecular function: protein tyrosine phosphatase activity; protein binding. The coding region runs from base 69 to 7082 and encodes 2337 amino acids.